GGUGUUCACGACGGCGGGUUCGCUGUAAAUGAUGGUUCCCUCGUUCGCUCCCUGUGUUUACCACGGAAUAUCGGAACAGAGUACCAAGGUGUUUUUUUGCCUAAGGUGUACACAAAGACAUUCUGAGGUGGCGUGCAGUUUCGGUGGCCGGAACAUCGAACGACUGUCUACCACCCAUUUCUGCGUUCAUGAUUGCUGCUUUGUGUAGCCGUCUGCUGGCAGAUACUUCCAUCAGCCUUCUGAGACUGUCCCAGCAUUUUCCUGUACAAUCUGUGUGUCGCCGAAACUUGUCGCACACGCUUUGCCCUUGUGACCGCGACGGCUCGCAGGAGGCGACGGGGGGGAUACGAGUGAGUUCACGUUCUGGGCUUUGUGUCAUUCCCCAGGGGAAUGCUCACUCAUUGAAAAUCGACUUCCUGCUUCCGAACCGCCGUUCAAAGUGCCUGGAGAAGUGUUUCAUGCGCUGCGUAUUUCAAGACUUGCUUUUCUUGCAGAGUGACUUGACACACACACACACAGCUCUAUGCUGCCCCGCGAAGUCGGCUGCUAUUCGGUGUAGUCAGGACGCAACGGAGGCGUUUUCUGAUUUAUUUUCCGCUGUUUCUAUCUGGAGGUCGACUGCCUUAGCGGGGAGGCAACGAAGAGAGGACUUUGACAGCGGCAUGCUGCGGAAAAGAAAGUGUCUACGCGCGCGAGGAACCGGAUCAGCGCAUCGGAGAGGCGUGGGCGUGGUGUCACCCUGGUUUCUCCGGUCUUUCUGUCGAUUCCGGACUUGUGUUGCCUGUUUUUCUUUCCUGUGAAUUUUUUUUUGCAGCAAAGGACUCGCUGUGUCGGCUGCGUGACCACUUUCCGUUCGGUUCUGUCGCUUUUUAGCGACUGGCUUUUCUCCAUGCAGUAGGGCUCUACAGCGGGACUUUUUCGCGUCCCUCGUCCCGCGUAGUGCAUGUACUGAAAAAAUGGAACUUCUGUGCCGCCCGCCGUCAAGCUGGGAUUCGAGCUGUGGAAGCCUUCGCAGCAGUUCUCUCCUUGUUCAGCAUUCGUGGUGAUUUUCUUCUCUUGUCGAUUUGUGUCUUGUCACGCUCUCGGAACAUAACCGUGGACGCAGUGUAUCGGCUACGAAAUCUUUUCCUCUCGCGCUGCGCGCGUCAUCCAGUCGUCUUUUCCUCCCCUUUCUUUCCUCAACACUCUACACCUUCUCUCCUCUCGAGAUCCUACUUAUACCUCUCCUUAAACCUUCUUUUUUCCUCACGUUAUCCCAACUCGACCCCGCCACGCGCCGCCUCUCGGGGCCCUCGCUGACCGCAAGGAAGCCGUUCCUGUCGUCCAACCUCUCGUUUUCUGACCGUCCACCUUCUCCUUUUCUGGUUGGUCUCUCUCCUUUGGCUGUUUAGUGUGCGUCGGAGAACAGCCGCUCUCUCCAGCGCCGACUACCUGGACCGUACUUCUGAAUGGUGACAAGGUUUUUGUCCAACCUCUCACUUCAAGAAAAGUUUCGAGGCGCUUCUUCUUAGUCGGCGCCUCUCUCUCUUUUCUGCAGACGAAAGGCCUCUGGCUUUCCACCUUUCCCCCGACUCGUGGAGGCCCCCGCGCAGCCGGCUUCCGAGUCCAGAGACUCUAGUCGUCUUCUCGCUCUCCUCACUGCGUCACGCCUUUUGUCUCCAGCGUUUUUGAGGGAAAAGUUCUGAAAAAACUCUGUCAAAAGUCUGCAUGCAGCGAAAAAGUACCACUCAGUAGCUCUGGCUGGACACGCUGCUUGAGCGCUUUCUCUCGCAGAAAUCAUGCGCGAACGGGGGAAAGACUCUUGCGUUCUCCAGCCACCUUUCAGAAAAAGUUCUCCUCUUUUGUUCCCCAGUUGUUUCCUUCGAAGAACGAGCGUCGUUUCGAGCUCCGAGUUUUUCUCUCAUCUGUCGUCCUUUUGUCUCGGGUCGGCGUAUUUCCACUCUCACUGUUCACUUGGGGAUCUCCCCCCCCCCCCCCAUUGCGGCAGACAGCCCUCCUCGGUUUUUUUGCUAGCAGAAGCUCGCAUCUCAGAGUUUCCCUCGCAGUCUUUUCUCCAUCAAUAUCUUUGAUUCUCAUCUCCCGGCGCCUCUUUCGCGCUCUUCGCCGCUUUUUUUUCUGUCUGCGCUUUCCGGUUCUCUGUUGCACCCUCUGCAGCUGUCUUCUUGUCGGCAGUCGGCGUUUCUCCACGCUCCCUUGCCGCUUCCUUUCUCCUUCGCCUUCUCAUCCGCCUGUUCUCGCCGCUGCUUCUUCGUUUUCUCCUCUAUUCUGUUGCUUCUUCCUCUAAGCUCCCGCGCUUUUGCCACGCCUCUCUCCGUCUUCGUUCAGGGAGUUUCCUGUCCUCUCUGUUUCUGAACUUGCUUGGUCUGCCUUUUUUUGAGUUCCUUUCGCUGCUCCCCUAGUCGGCGGCAGCGUCUGCGCUUCUCUUUUUCUCCUCGCCAUUGUUUGCCAGCGGCCCUUUUCUCUCCCUGGAACCGCCUCGCUGUUUCUCUUCUGCGCCGAUGCUGGCUCUGGUCUCCGCGACUCGCGCUUGUCGCCGGAGAGUGUGCGCGAGCCUUCUCGAGCCUUGAGAGUCGCGCACACAGCAGCAUGUCGUGGGAUGCUCACUCCUCGUUCUGCCAGACAGUUCCCUUGCGCUCGCGGUCAGGUUGGGAGAGUGCCGCUUCGCCUUCUGCGCUGACACACACUGCGUCGCGGGGCCUCGCCGCAGGACUUCGCCUGCCUUCGCUUCCAGAGCAACUCUCGCCUUUACCUGCCUCGCCUUUGCCUUCCUCACCUCUGCCUUCCUCAGUGUUGCCUUCUUCACCUCUGCCUUCCUCACCUCUGCCUUCCUCAGUGUUGCCUUCCUCACCUUUGUCCUCUUCACCGUUGCCAGUUUCUCCGUUGCGCGGUUCUCCUCCUCUCCAGGAGUCGCCGUCUCUCUCUGCGGCUUCGAGUGUCUCUGCCGCGCGCUCUGAGGUGUCUGUGGAGCCUCCGUUUGAGCCGCAGGUGGCGGCUCUGUCUCCGCACUCGCCGUCUCCACACGCGGUCUUCAGUCCUCUUUUGCCUUUUUCCUCUUCGCUUGUCUCCUCGCUCGCGUCGCCCGUGGACGCGCCGCCGCUGCUCGAGGCGCGGGAAGAAGAGCGAGAGCCGAGUCGGUGGACGUCCAGCCGAGAAGAGCGCGUGGACGAGGACGGCGGCGAGCUCGAGCGACGCGACGCGAGUGGAGACAGGGGCAAGAGGCGCUGCGUCUUUUCCGACCAAACUCGGAGCUGCGAAGGCCGCCUCGCCGCCACGCUCGGACCCUCCCGCAGAGACAGAAAAGGCGAGUGUCUCCACGCGCCCUGCGACCUGCCCGCGACUGCGCGGUUCGAACCAGCUGUCUUCUGCGGCAAGCGGGACUGCGUCGCGGCUCAUCCAGGCUGUGGAGAAGCGCCUUUUCUGUCGGGAGAAGAAACUGACCACCUCGGUCUUCGCCGCGGCCGCGCGAGUCCCCGCGCAUGCAGAGGAGACUCGAGGGCGGAGCUCGACGCGGUGCCGCGUUUCCCGUGGGCGUCUGUCUCUUCGUUUUCGCCUGCUCUGGGAGUUGGGGACUCGGGGAAAUCUAGCAGAGGAGCGAAGCGGAGAGACCGAGACACUCGCGACUCCGCGGGUCCGCAUCCAGACGAAGCAGGCCUCGACUUGCGCUCGCAGACUCUCGAGGAGAAGGGAGACGUGCCUCAGAGGCGCGAGCGAGACCGGCAGAGAGACUCGGCCGCGGUCUACGGGACUGGACGCGCUUUCGAAGAAGGCCUGCCGACCCUCGCGUCGGGCAAAGAAGAAAAGACAGAAAACGGGAGAGGGAGAAGAAGACGGCGCGCGCGCGCCCGCAGACGCGCAGGGCGUGUUCAGGUGUCUGGACGCCAGGGGGGACCCGAGGCGUCCCAGCAGCCGACAGACUUCUCCGCGAGCCUCGCGCCAGGUGACGAGAAGACGCGCGUUGGAGAGAAGCGGAAAACGCGACUGAAAUCCCGUGAAGCAUACGAACGGUCGCGAGUUCUUGGAGGUCUCGACAGUUCGGAACCUACAUCGCGAGGUCAAGGGAACGGUCGCGUCUUUCCUCCGUUUUAUGCGUUGUACGCGCCUCUUUCGUCUCCCUUGCCUUCGUACGUGUCUUCUUCCUCUUCAUCGGGUUUCUACUCUUCGUCGCGCGGUGUCUCUUGGACUCCACAGGCUCCAGUGGACGGCUUGGAGUCUCCCCUGAAUGCAAAUUUGUCUCGGUACUUUUCCUGUUCGUCUUCUUCCCGCUUGCCGUCUUCCUUCUUCAGCGGGACCCUUCCGUCUGCAUUUCUCGACGUCUCCUCGAUCCCGUCUCCCGGUUCGUACUUUUCUUCCUUCGUCUCUUCUCCGCUCUGCCCCAGCGCCGCCCCUCUUCUCGCCUUCCAGGCUCCUCCACCGCACGGCAGCCACGCCGGCUGCGCCGUUCCGUAUUCUUCGUCUCUCUAUCCUCCUUUUCUGAAGGCGAACUCGGCGAGUCCGGCGCUUCUGACUUCGCCUCUCUGUGCCGUUCCCGCCGCGGCCGCCCUCCCCGCUGUCUCUUCGGGGUGCCGAGACACCGGCCUCGGUUCCACAGCCUGUCUCCACCCUGGGGACUACUUGCGGCUCUGGAGGUAUCAUCUCUGGUGUCUCCGCCGGAACGCAGAGCGAAGACGCGCAAGCAGCGGGUCUCGCAGCAUCCGCUAUCCGCGCAGCCGGCGACGCUCCUCAUCAUCUCAAAGUUCUCUCCACUCGAAGACAGGCAGGGGUCGAGCGCCAGGCUGCGACGAAGAAGACCGCAAAAGGCGCAGUCCGAGGGAGGCGAGACAGCGAAAGUCGACAGGCUCCCCUGCUCCGCCGAGACGCAGCGCUUCACCACGAGAUCGAAGUCGCUCUUCGCGGGCGGAGAGCCGUCAAAGGAGAGAGAGAAAACGUGCCUCUCGUCGACGUGAAUCUUCCGAGGCGCAGAGCGCAGGCGACAGAGAGGCGCGCGCCGCUGAGGGGUAUUCGUGUGUAUCGACACCGCGUCCAGGCGAGUUUCCGAUUCCCGGUUCUGCGGCUUCGCGACUGGAGAGCGGGCAGACGCCGCUCGAGGCAAGCACGCAGGCGCCUCGCGUUCCCCCGGCAGAGAUCUGGACUGAAGGAGGCGAGGGAAAGAUGGGAGACUCCUCGUCUUCGCCUUCGCGGCGAUCUCACAGACGGAGGAAACACGAGUGGGGUGGCGAAGGCCGCAGAGAACGGACAGGGGGAAGUCGGAGAAGUCGAACGCGGUACAGAGGUCGAGAAGAAGGCAGGUCGAGUCGGAGGUCCGCGUCGGAGGCUGCGGACGGAAGGUGCCGGAGUGGAGAGGACCGUGCGAGAAAGAGGGAACCGGGUGUACAUACACCCGGGGCGACCUCUUCGGUGUACUGCGGCGGCGCCGCUGAAUCGCGCUUCGAGUCUCCGCACUCGACUCGCAGAGGGCUGCCGAGCGCCCAGCGAGAUGGACACCCCGCGCGCGAAGGCAGCGCAAAUGGCGCAGCGUCUCUGGUGUACAGACACCACAAACGGCGCGACGGCCGCGAAGAGAGCGAGGGGAAUCGGAGCCGAACGUUCAAUCGGAGCAAGCGUCGGUCGAGCGAGUUGCAGAAAGCCCCCGGUGGCAGAGACAGCAGACGCUCUCUGAACAAGUCGCGAAGACCCAGCGACGCUCGAGACAGAAGCCGAGGCAGAGAUGAAAAGACUCAGAACUCGCGCAACACACGCGGAGACGCAGGGUCUUCGCGGGGGACGCAGGACGCGCGGCGGCGCGAGCGACGGAAGGCGAGGCGGUCUCGUUCAGAGGCUGGGGAGUUUCUUCUCGCGUCCAGGCAGACGUCGCGGGAGAGAGCGAAGCGCAGAAAGGAGGAGCGGCGACGCAGCGACGACUCGCCUUUCUCGAGGAAGAGGCGCCGCGAGGAAAGGCCUGGCCGGCGCUCGGAUCUUCACGCGAGCGAAGCGCGAGAGAGGAAGAGCGACUUCUCCGGAGGUCGGCGCGAGGGCGGUCGUCGCGACGAGAGACGCGGGGGGGGGCGCAGCAAGAGGUCGCUCACGUCCUCGCGGUCGCGGCGUCAGAGACAGCGAAGGUCAGAGUCUGCGUACGAGGGGAGGCGCGAUCCGAGAGAGCCGAGAGAGCGAGAGCGGCGACGCCGCGAGGAGUCCAGUUGCAGGCGGUACGAGCCCCGCAGGCGCAGGUACGAAGAGGACUCGCGCUAUCCUUCGUGCUCGGCGCGAGGCGGCUUCCUUCCGUUCUUCUACCCCAGCCAGAGGUCUUCGCUGUUCCCGUCCGUGGUGCUGAAGCGGCAGCGGCCCGGCGAAAGCUUCAAGGAGAAGAGCUACCGUUACAGCGAGACGGCGUGGAGAGAAGGGAGGAGAGAGCGCGAGAAGAAACGCGAAACACGCGAUGAGCGAGGCACCCGAAGGCGGACUCGCACGCGCCGCAGAGACGUAGAGAGGAGACGCGCAAAGAAGAAGGAAAAGAAGGAAGACAAUGGAAAAGACGACAUCAUCCACUUCGACUGGAGACCGGGAAUGUGGCUGACCGACCGGUACCGAGUUCUCGACAAGAUGGGCGAAGGCACAUUCGGACGCGUCCUCCGGUGCGCAGACGUCCACACGCAGAGAGAUGUCGCAAUCAAGGUGGUGAGAGAUGUCUCUCGGUACACAUCGGCGGCGAAGAUCGAGGUUGACAUUCUGCGAGAGAUCAACGAACGAGACGCGGGCACCGUGUCAUCCGUCUCCCCCGCGUACUCUUCACACUGCGUGCGGCUUCACGACGCCUUCCUGUACAAAGGAAGGCAUAUGUGUCUCGUCUUUGAAAAACUCGGAAAGAGUCUCUACGACCUUCUCACGGACAACCACUACCAGGGCUUCUACUUAGAGGACAUCCGGACUGUCGCCAAGCAGUGUCUCAUCGCUCUAGCCUUCCUCAGAGUCUGCAGGCUCACUCACACGGACCUCAAGCCUGAAAACAUCCUCCUUCUGGACGACAUUCUCAUUCCAGUUUCGGCGCCUCGCCCGUCGAGCAGCUCGUCGAAGGGUCGCUAUUUGCGUCCGGCUCAAGUUGGAGUGAAAAUCAUUGAUUUCGGCAGUGCGACGUUCGAGGACGACUACCAUUCUUCGCUCAUCAACACUCGACAAUAUCGGGCGCCAGAGGUGAUUCUCGGACUGGGGUGGGACAUGUCGAGCGACGUCUGGUCGCUGGGCUGCAUUUUGAUGGAACUUUACACGGGAAAUCUCCUGUUCCGGACGCACGAGCAUCUGGAACAUCUUGCGAUGAUGGAAAAAAUCAUUGGACCGAUGCCGGCGAACAUGUUAGAGGCAGCUGUAUCGACAGAUGGGCGCAGAUAUCUCUCACCCGCUUCUCUCGGCUCUUCGGGGGGGUCUGUUACCGACGCGCCUUUCUCUGAGGAGGCUGGCGGAGAGCGAGAGAAAAGAGACAGGAGAGAAGAGAGAGAAGAAUCCUCGCGGCUGCGGCUGAACUGGCCUGAAGGCUCUUCGAGCACAAACAGUGAAGAACGCGUGCGAAAUUGUGUUCCUCUUCAGGCCCUCGUCCUGCCGCACCACCGAAUUUUUUCAGACUUUGUGGCCUCUUUACUGCAAAUCGACCCGCAAGCGCGACCGACACCUGGCGACGCAUUGAUGCAUCCUUUUUUCAGUGCGGAUCUGCUCGAGUAGCCAUCGCAGGAAAAGAAUCUUUCGCCGCUGGUCUCCGGCUUGUGCUUGUGGUUGAGCAACGAGGCCAGCGGGAGUGCGACGAAGAAGAGAACCGGGGAGACGCCUGCAGGGCACCCAGGGUGGCACUGCGGAGUCGUUCCCUCCUUUGUACGUCGAAGUGAUCUUUCUGCAGGAGUUUCAACUGACAUGCGAGAAACGUCUGUCUGCGCGUCUGUGUGUUUCUGACUCAUGUUAAACUUCGAUAUGCGGGGAGCGACAUGGGCAGACUGAAUGGAGUAGAGAACGCCCCGCCGACUGCUUCCUCAGCUCCUCUUCGCUUUCAGAGAUGAAACCGUUUGCGUCGACUGAGAGAACAUGCUUCUGGGGAAUCUCCGCGACUGCCGUUUUCGCUGCUGCAUUUCCUUUGAGUUUCAGUUGAACGCAGCAAACGCACUGCGACGCAGCGUGGGGAGAAGAGGAGACACUUGAUCUCAGCGAGACUCAGAAAAAGCAGAGAGUGGAGCAGGAGAGAACGGGAGAAAAGAAAAAGCAGUUUUCUGCGCGACGCGUCCGCUCGCAGUUACACGUCGACGAACGAGGGUCUUCGAAACUACGUCGAAAAAAGCCGCGAGAUCAACAGGAAGUCCGAAUGCAUGCAUCUAAAAUGUUAACUCGCGAAAUACAUCAACGUUUAAACCUGUAUGAGAAACCCUGUCUCAUACUAAAGACGAAUGCGUGAAAAAACCUUUUCUACCAUAAAUAGAAAAUCUGU
This is a messenger RNA of Toxoplasma gondii ME49, 8437 nucleotides long. Its product is annotated as cell-cycle-associated protein kinase CLK, putative. Gene Ontology annotation, cellular component: nucleus. The transcript has 9 exons. The record is from RefSeq and is a predicted model, not a curated record. Gene Ontology annotation, molecular function: ATP binding; protein kinase activity. Gene Ontology annotation, biological process: protein phosphorylation. NCBI's taxonomy places the organism in Eukaryota, Apicomplexa, Conoidasida, Eucoccidiorida, Sarcocystidae. The coding region runs from base 2587 to 7686 and encodes 1699 amino acids.